Messenger RNA from Loxodonta africana (African savanna elephant), 3729 nucleotides. RefSeq names its product mitogen-activated protein kinase kinase 4 (gene MAP2K4). The record is from RefSeq and is a predicted model, not a curated record. Gene Ontology annotation, biological process: protein phosphorylation; MAPK cascade. The transcript has 11 exons. Gene Ontology annotation, molecular function: JUN kinase kinase activity; ATP binding. Lineage: Eukaryota; Metazoa; Chordata; Mammalia; Proboscidea; Elephantidae. The coding region runs from base 259 to 1275 and encodes 338 amino acids.
GUAAACGCAAAGCACUGAAGUUGAAUUUUGCAAAUCCACCUUUCAAAUCUACAGCAAGGUUUACUCUGAAUCCCAACCCUACAGGAGUUCAAAACCCACACAUAUCUAAGCAAAGAUACUCAUUUUGUUACUAGUGCCAGGAAGCAGACAGUUUCCAUGGCAACUGACAGACCGAGUUUACGUGGAAAUUUCCGGAAUUAACAGAGCUGCAUUGCAGAAGGAUGCAUAAAGCAGUAUUCAUCUAGAGACCCUAACAGUAUGGACACAGAAGAACAGUUGCAGUGGUGUGCAGGAGAGAGACUGAGAACACACAGCAUUGAAUCGUCAGGAAAACUGAAGAUCUCCCCUGAACAACACUGGGAUUUCACUGCAGAGGACUUGAAAGACCUUGGAGAAAUUGGACGCGGAGCUUAUGGUUCUGUCAACAAAAUGGUCCACAAACCAAGUGGGCAAAUAAUGGCAGUUAAAAGAAUUCGGUCAACAGUGGAUGAAAAAGAACAAAAACAACUUCUUAUGGAUUUGGAUGUAGUAAUGCGGAGUAGUGAUUGCCCAUAUAUUGUUCAGUUUUAUGGUGCACUCUUCAGAGAGGGUGACUGUUGGAUCUGUAUGGAGCUCAUGUCUACCUCGUUUGAUAAGUUUUACAAAUAUGUAUAUAGUGUAUUAGAUGAUGUUAUUCCCGAAGAGAUUUUAGGAAAAAUCACUUUAGCAACUGUGAAAGCACUAAACCACUUAAAAGAAAACUUGAAAAUCAUUCACAGAGAUAUCAAACCUUCCAAUAUUCUUCUGGACAGAAGUGGAAAUAUUAAACUCUGUGACUUCGGCAUCAGUGGACAGCUUGUGGAUUCCAUUGCCAAGACAAGAGAUGCAGGGUGUAGGCCAUACAUGGCGCCUGAAAGAAUAGACCCAAGUGCAUCACGACAAGGAUAUGAUGUCCGCUCUGAUGUCUGGAGUUUGGGGAUCACAUUGUACGAGUUGGCCACAGGCCGAUUUCCUUAUCCAAAGUGGAAUAGUGUAUUUGAUCAACUAACACAAGUCGUGAAAGGAGAUCCUCCACAGCUGACUAAUUCUGAGGAAAGGGAAUUCUCCCCAAGUUUCAUCAACUUUGUCAACUUGUGCCUUACGAAGGAUGAAUCCAAAAGGCCAAAGUAUAAAGAACUUCUGAAACAUCCCUUUAUCUUGAUGUAUGAAGAACGUACCGUAGAGGUCGCAUGCUAUGUUUGUAAAAUCCUGGAUCAAAUGCCGGCUACUCCCAGCUCUCCCAUGUAUGUCGAUUGAUAUCGCUGCUACAUCGGACUAUAGAGCAAAGGGCUGAGAAGAAGCAAGACGUAAAGAAUCUUCAUCCUCUAUCACAGUGUUUUUAUUGCUCGCCCAGACACCAUGUGCAAUAAGAUUGGUGUUCGUUUCCAUCAUGUCUGUAUACUCCUGUCACAUAGAACGUGCAUCCCUGUAAUACCUGAUUGAUCACACAGUGUUAGUGCUGGUCAGAGAGACCUCAUCCUGCUCUUUCGUGAUGAACAUACUCAUGAAAUGUGGAAGUCAGUACGAUCAAUUUGUUGACCGUGAUUAGAUCACAUCUUAAAUUCAUUUCUAGACUCGAAACCUGGAGACGCAGCUACUGGAAUGGUGUUUUGUCAGCCUUCCAAUUCCUGGAAAUGAUGGAUGUACUAUGUCUGAACACAGAGACUCGGGCUUGAGUGAGAAGAGCUUGCACAGCCAGCAAGACACAUGGCUUCUGGAGCUGGGAGACAAAGGAGGAAUUUACUUUCUUCACCAAGUGCAAUAGAUUUACUGAUUUGAUAUUCUGUUGCUUUACGGUCACAGUCGAUGUUUGGGGAUCGAUGUGCUCAGCCAAAUUUCCUGUUUGAAAUAUCAUGUUAAAUUAGAAUGAAUUUAUCUUUACCAAAAACCAUGUUGCGUUCAAAGAGGUGAACAUUAAAAUAUUGAGACAGGACAGAAUGUGUUCUUUUCUCCUUUACCAGUCCUUCUAUUCUUCAUUGGGAAGACUCAGGAGUCUGCCAUUUGUUAAAGAAGGUGCUGAUCCUAAGAAUUUCUCAUUCUCAGAAUUCAGUGUGCUGCCAACUUGAUGUUCCACCUGCCACAAACCACCAGGACUGAAAGAAGAACAAGUACAGAGGGCAAAGUUUACAGAUGUUUUUAAUUCUAGUAUCUUAUCCCAAACAACUUGUCGCAGCUGUAUCUUUCCCCUCGGCCCCAAGCCCGAUACUUUAGCCAUCGUAACUUGCUAACAGGGAGAAGUAGCUAGUAGCAAUGUGCCUUGAUCGAUUACAUAAAGAUUUUUGUAGGCAGCAAAAGACCAAAUCUCAGUUGUUUGCUUCUUGCCAUCACUGCUCCUGGUCUUGAGUUCCUGAAUCCUUUCCCUUCCCAUGUGGCCUAUUGCCGCUGUGUGGCGUUUGCCUAAUCCAAUAUUUCACCGUUUUCCUAUAUCAAAAAUCUUUCUAAUUACCAAGGACGUUCCUUACCAAGGAUUUUUAGCCCCAAAUAUCUCAUAGGCUCUAAUGUUUAAAAGGCUGAGAAAAGUGGGGCCCAGCUGAUGUGGUGGCUAGUGAAGCGGCAUCUUUUCCAGAGACACGUUUUACCAGAUGUGCCUCUGAAAUAGCAGUCUUCUAGAUAAGCCCGUCACCUGCUGCAGUCCUUGGCAGGUCACCGUCAUGGCUGGGAAUUGGGAUCCUCACUAGGUACAAAAAAGGAGGCCCCGAAAAGGUUGCCAUCUUUUCCCGUGCUGCUUCGCUUACCCAUCAGCCAGGCUCUGCCUCGGUUUCUGCUCUGGCCUCCCAGACACUGAACAUUUGGCUUUCGUGUAACAGUUCAGCAGCACUGUGAGUGGUUCAAGCACACUGGAAUAAAAAAAAAAACAGCCAUGGUCUGAGAUGCAGGUGAUGUCAUUACAGAACCAAACUGGCCUGUAUAGCUGCGUGUCCUCCCAGAGUGACAGUCGUAAAUACUAUUAAACAAUAAAGAGAGAAUGGUGCUGUUUAAAGUUACAUCCAUGUAAAUUUCAGAAUUCAAAAGCGAUUGAUCUCUUUGGUCCACUUGCCUAAUUUUCCUGUCUUCCCUCUCCCCUUGGCAUCCUGACCCUUAGACUUCCCAGUGUCCUGAAAGGAGGCGUCGCCGUAGGUCCUCCCACAACCACACCAAGCCAUCGUCCUCCACUGCUCCCGGGACUCAAGAGGAAUUUGUUUCUCUGCUGUCAGCUCCCCGUCUGGCUCAGCAUAGGGUCACUUUGCCGUUAUGCAAAUGGAGAUAAAAGCAAUUCUGACUGUCCAGGAGCUAAUCUGACCAUUCUAUUGUGUGGAUGACCACAUAAAAAGGCAAUUUUAGUGUAUUAAUCAUAGAUUAUUAUAAACUAUAAACUUAAGGGCAAGGAGUUUAUUACGAUGUAUCUUUAUUAAAACAAAAUGGUGUAUAGUGUUCACAAACUGUGAAAAUAGUUUAAGAACUGUACAUUGUGAGCUCUGGUUAUUUUUCUCUUGUACCAUAGAAAAAUGUAUAAAAAUGAUCAAAAAGCUAAUGUGCAGGGAUAUUGCCUUAUUUGUCUGUAAAAAUGGAGCUCAGUAACAUAACUGCUUCUUGGAGCUUUGGAAUAUUUUAUCCUGUAUUCUUGUUUGAAUUCCUCCUCUAUUUAAGAUAUAUACAUGGAAUCGAAGUGUUUAUGUAAUAGUUCUAUCCUUUUGCCUGCAGGUCAGUUGUAAUAAAUCUAGGAUGUGAUGA